This is a messenger RNA of Musca vetustissima, 6596 nucleotides long. RefSeq names its product chromodomain-helicase-DNA-binding protein 1 (gene Chd1). NCBI's taxonomy places the organism in Eukaryota, Metazoa, Arthropoda, Insecta, Diptera, Muscidae. Gene Ontology annotation, biological process: nucleosome organization; regulation of transcription by RNA polymerase II. Gene Ontology annotation, molecular function: ATP binding; DNA binding; histone binding. The record is from RefSeq and is a predicted model, not a curated record. The transcript has 10 exons. Gene Ontology annotation, cellular component: nucleus; chromatin. Bases 48 to 6596 code for a protein of 2182 amino acids.
AUUAAUGUCUACUACAAGAAUAAAGCCCAUGCAGAUUAAAAAAUAUCAUGAGUCAGGAACACAAUGAAUCCUUUAACAGUAUAGGAUCGGAAGAUAACGACGACGAUAACCACCAUCACCGUGGUGAAGAAGAUAAUGAGCAUAAUGCCGCCGGAGGAUCGGGUAGUGGCAGCGGUAGUUCAUCCGGAUCUGAUUCCGAUUCCGACAGUUCAUCAUCGUCAUCGAAUUCCAGUGAUGACGGUGGACGUUCAUCGCCCGAACCACCCGAUCGAGAUGAAGAUGAUAAUGCACGCGAUGGCCACCAAGAGAAUGUCUAUCGUCUGCAGCAGCAGCAUCAACAACAACAGCGGCAAGAAGCCGAAGAGGAGAAACAAAAGCAAUUUGCAGAAGCUGGACUUCCACCAUCAGCCAUUGAGGCCCAAGAGGAUACCAAAACAAAUACAAAUGGUUAUUCGGAUGAUAAUGAGGAGAGCGGCAGCGAUGACAGUGGCAGCAAUUCCGAUACCAAUUCAUCGAAUGAUGACGACGAAGAGGAGGAGGCGGCAGAGGGUAAUCAAACAGCAGCGACACCAGCCCAACACAACAACGACCCGACAGGAGGAGGAGGGGGACAUAAAGACGAACAUCAUAACACUACCCACAAUACAACGGGAACCUCGGUCACCACCACCACUGACAACAAUACCUCACACACAACAAACGAUGAAGAUGACUCCAAUGAUUCGGAUGACUCGCACAGCAGCGAUAAUGGCGAAGAAGAGAACCGAGAACCUCACCACAUGGCUUCAGAGACGACGACGGCGGCGCCGAAGACGACGACAACAACGUCUGACGAAGGUGGAGCAGCAGCAGUGAACCACCAUAGUGAUGAUGAGGAGGAGGAAAAUUCCGAUUCUGCCGAAUCGGGAAAAUCAUCAAAUUCUUCAGCAGCCCAUUCGCCUACCGAAUCGUCGAGUAGCAGUAGCAGCAAAACUGAAGAUGACUAUCAGCCAAAACGUUCGGCUCGCCAAGCUCGAAAACCCCAACCUGUCGCCGUCGAAAGAUCAAGGAAACCAGUCAAAAAGAAAAAGCGCCAAAACUGGAAUUCCGAUGAAAGUGAUGAAAGCGAUGAGGACAGCGAAGACUCAGCGCCGCCCUCGAGACGUAAACCGCCGCCAGCCAAACAAAAACAACAGCGAAGAAAUAGGAAGUCGGCUUCCACGGAGGAUAGUGGAGAGGAUAGCAAGAGAUGUGGUACGCGCCGUGCCGCCGCCGCUGUCAGCUAUAAAGAAGAUUCCGAUAAAACCGAUCCCGACGAUCUCCUCGAAGUUGAAUAUGACGAAAGUCAAGCAGAGGCAGCUGCCUUGGCGGCGGAAGAAGAUGAAAAAUGUGAGACUAUCGAAAGGGUGUUGUAUAAACGUCAGGGCAAAAAAGGCUGUACCGGCAAUCAGACGACAAUUUAUGCCAUCGAAGAUAGUGGCUGUGACCCGAAUGAGGGUGUCGAUGAAAACGAUUUGGAAAAUACCGAAACACAAUAUCUGAUCAAGUGGAAGGGCUGGUCUUACAUCCACAACACCUGGGAGUCGGAGGCAACGCUGCGCGAACAAAAAGUCAAGGGUAUGAAGAAAUUGGAUAAUUUCAUCAAGAAGGAACAGGAGCAGGUCUAUUGGAUGCGUUAUGCCGGACCGGAAGAUAUCGAUUAUUAUGAGUGCCAAAAGGAGCUGCAAAAUGAUUUAAUUAAAUCGUACAACAGUGUGGAUCGGAUUAUAGCACGAAAUGUGAAGCCAGAAGGUGGGGUGGUGGAGUAUCUAUGUAAAUGGCAAUCGUUGCCCUAUGCAGAGGCUACAUGGGAAGAUGGGGCAUUGGUGAUGCGCAAAUGGAAACGCUGUGUGGAACAAUUUGAGGAAAGGGAGAUGUCAAAAUGCACCCCCUCACGGCAUUGUAAGGUGUUGAAAAAUCGCCCGAAAUUUUAUAAAAUAAAAAAUCAACCCGAUUUCCUAAGAGAGGGUUUAACCCUCCGCGACUAUCAAAUGGAUGGUCUGAAUUGGCUGUUGCAUUCGUGGUGUAAGGAGAAUUCCGUUAUCUUGGCCGAUGAAAUGGGUCUGGGUAAGACGAUACAGACCAUCUGUUUCCUUUACUCCCUGUUUAAGGUCCAUCAUUUGUAUGGACCGUUUUUGUGUGUGGUACCGCUGUCGACAAUGACCGCCUGGCAGCGAGAAUUUGAUCUCUGGGGACCCGAUAUGAAUGUGGUCACCUAUUUGGGUGAUGUCAAGUCACGCGAAAUGAUACGUCAGUACGAGUGGACAUUUGACGGUUCGAAAAGACUGAAAUUUAAUUGUAUUCUCACGACCUAUGAGAUUGUGCUGAAGGACAAACUGUUCCUGGGUACAUUGCAAUGGGCAGCAUUGCUGGUCGACGAGGCUCAUCGUUUGAAAAACGACGAUUCUCUGCUCUACAAAUCGCUCAAAGAGUUUGAAACCAAUCAUCGACUGCUGAUUACCGGCACCCCGCUACAAAAUUCCCUAAAAGAGCUUUGGGCCCUGCUACAUUUUAUUAUGCCCGAAAAAUUCACCACCUGGGAAGAUUUCGAAUUGGAACAUGGCAAUGCUGCGGACAAGGGCUAUACGAAACUGCAUCAACAGCUGGAGCCAUAUAUUUUACGGCGUGUCAAAAAAGAUGUGGAAAAGAGCCUGCCUGCCAAAGUCGAACAGAUUCUUCGCGUCGAAAUGACCUCGCUCCAGAAGCAAUAUUACAAAUGGAUCCUGACCAAGAAUUUCGAUGCUCUGCGUAAGGGUAAAAAAGGCUCCACAUCGACUUUUUUGAACAUCGUCAUCGAAUUGAAAAAGUGUUGUAAUCAUGCGGCCCUAAUCCGCCCUUCCGAAUUCGAACUAAUGGGUAUGGGUCAAGAUGAGGCUUUGCAAACGUUGCUAAAGGGUUCCGGUAAAUUGGUACUGCUCGAUAAGCUGCUCUGCCGCCUCAAGGAGACCGGUCAUAGGGUGCUGAUUUUUUCACAAAUGGUACGAAUGUUGGACAUCCUGGCCGAUUACCUGCAAAAGCGUCACUUCUCAUUUCAACGUUUGGACGGGAGUAUCAAGGGUGAGAUACGCCGCCAAGCCUUGGAUCAUUUCAAUGCCGAGGGGUCGCAGGAUUUUUGCUUUCUGCUCUCCACCAGGGCGGGAGGUUUGGGCAUCAAUUUGGCCACAGCCGAUACGGUAAUCAUUUUCGAUUCCGAUUGGAAUCCCCAAAACGAUCUGCAGGCCCAGGCGCGGGCCCAUCGUAUUGGCCAAAAGAAUCAGGUGAACAUUUAUCGGCUGGUCACCGCCCGUUCCGUCGAGGAACAAAUUGUCGAGAGGGCCAAACAGAAAAUGGUACUCGACCACUUGGUGAUACAACGGAUGGACACAACGGGUCGCACGGUGUUGGAUCGCGGCGGUUCGGGGGCCUCCAAUCACACACCUUUCAACAAGGACGAUUUGUCGGCCAUUUUGAAAUUUGGCGCCGAAGAAUUGUUCAAAGACGAACAGGACAACGAUGAGGAAUUGGUUUGUGAUAUCGAUGAGAUUUUACGGCGGGCCGAGACCCGCAACGAAGACCCCGAAAUGCCUGGGGAUGAUCUACUGUCCGCCUUCAAGGUGGCCAGUAUUGCAGCCUUUGAAGAAGAGCCGGACACUGCCACCAAGGACAAUGAUUCGAACAAUCAGGGUGGGGAUGAGGAUGAUACCAAGGACUGGGAUGACAUAAUACCCGAAGAUUUCCGGAAAAUUGUCGAAAACGAAGAACGGUCCAAGGAAAUGGAGGAUCUCUAUUUGCCACCAAGGCGUAAAACCGCAGCCAAUCAACAGGACAAGAAGGGGGGCAAGAAAGGUCAGGGGGAGGAUAGCAAUGAUUCGGAUUAUGAUGGGGGCUCCGAUGGCAGCAAUGAUGGCGGCGAGGGUGUUGCUGGCAAAUCAAAGAGACGCGGCCGCCCCGCCAUGAAGGAGAAAAUCAUUGGCUUCACCGAUGCGGAAAUUCGACGCUUCAUACGUUCGUACAAAAAAUUCCCCGCUCCCCUGGAGCGCCUCGAAGCCAUUGCCUGUGAUGCCGAGCUGCAGGAGAAACCCCUGGCCGAACUGAAACGCAUUGGCGAAAUGCUGCACGAUCGCUGUGUCCAGUUCCUGGAGGAACACAAAGAUGAUGCGGCGGCGGCGGUGAAAAAACCCCCUGCCACAGAUAGCACUGCCGCGACAGACGAUGCCGCCGCCGGAGCCAAACAGCGACGCAGUCGAGCCACCUACUCCGUUAAACUGGGCGGAGUGUCCUUCAAUGCCAAAACCCUACUCACCUGCGAAGAAGAACUGAAGCCAUUGAACAGUGUCAUACCCGCCACCAUAAACGAACGCCUCAGCUGGUCGCUGGACAUCAAGACCCGCCCAGCCAAUUUCGAUGUGGACUGGAGUGUUGAGGAAGAUUCCCGGCUGCUGUGUGGUAUCUACCAAUACGGCAUUGGUUCGUGGGAACAAAUGAAAAUGGAUCCCAGUCUACGGCUGACGGAGAAGAUACUGCACAACGACGAUCGGAAGCCCCAGGCCAAGCAUUUACAAUCGAGAGCGGAAUAUCUGCUUAAGAUAAUCAAAAAGAAUCUGGAGACUAAAAAUAAAAAAGCAAAGGGUGUGGGGGGUGGUGUGACGCGGAAGCGGAAACCACGCAAACAAAAGGAGGCCACCACCCCAAAUGCUGUGGGAACCGCUGCUGAAACUCCGGAAAGGAAAUCCAGACACCAAUCGGUGUCACGUGAUGAUGAACUUUCACAAACGGCAGCGGGUGGUGGUGACAGCAAUGCUGCAACCCCCCUCGAAAAGAAAUCUCGCAAGGAAAGAAAAGAAAGUACCCGAAAUUCCCACACCGCCGAUCAAUCCCUCGAUGAGACAACCUCACACAGUGUGGCCGAUGCCUCAAACACCUCGGAAAAACCCCGGAAAAAGAACAAAAACUCAACCAAAGACAAGGAUGGUGGGGCGGGGGCGGCCACCGGUGGUGCUGGUAGUACACCCAAAUCCUCGGGUAAAACGAAAAAAUCUGCCAAUUCGGAUUCCACGAAUAAACCCAUGCAUUUUACCGCCAACAAUGAACCCCGAGCUUUAGAAGUUUUAGGCGAUCUCGAUCCGAAUAUCUUCAACGAAUGUAAAGAGAAAAUGCGACCGGUUAAGAAAGCGCUCAAGGCUCUCGAUCGUCCCGAUGCUAGCCUCUCGAGUCAAGAUCAAAUCAAACACACGAAUGACUGCAUCCUAUCGAUUGGCAGGCAAAUUGAUGCCUGCCUUGAGGCAUACCACAAGGAUUCCGAAAAGAAGGAAUGGCGUUCGAAUUUAUGGUAUUUUGUUUCGAAAUUUACGGAAUUCGAUGCCAAAAAACUCUUUAAAAUGUACAAAAAUGCCCUUAAAAAUACCGAUGGUGAUACGUCAAAAUCUUCGGCGAAAUCCUCAUCUCAAUCGCCGCAGAAGCGAUCGAAAGACGAUUCUCUAACACAAAACGGCAAAGAUGAUAAAUCGCCAGUUAAAAAGAAGAAAAAGGAUAAGGACAAAGGAGAAAGAGGAGGCGGGGAUGAUAAAAACGCAACCGCCGCCGCAUCAACAACACCCAAAUCGGAACGUUUUAUGAAAGUGGGUAAUGCAAAUAAACCACCGCCACAUACACCAGGUGCUAGUGGUAGUGGCAUGCCUCCGCAUAUGAAUAAAAACAAAAGACCACCACCACACACUCCAGGUGGUGGCGGUGGUCACAAUAAUUCGCCCAUGAAACGUAAACGUGAUGAUAUAGAGGGGGGAGGUGGUGCUCCGGGAGGCCCUGCGAGUAUGGGUGGUGGUGACACCAAAUCGCUGUCAUUUAAAAGGCUCAAUAUGGAUGAUCAGGGAAGAAACCGCGACGAUCGCAAAAAUCGCCAUCGUGACGAUUACUAUGGCAGCGGCAAUAGUCAUGACGGUUUGAAUACCAGUCGCGGCAGUGUUGGCAGCAGUGGCGGCGGCAAUGAUCGUCGCACAUCAAUGAAUUCACCCUCCACACCGAAUAGUCGCAUGCAUCCCAACAAUUCGCGUUUACCACCCGGCAGUACAUCGUCACCAUAUUGUGAUGGUGGUGGUAGUGGCGAUCGUUGGGGUCACAAUCGAGAUCGAUAUAACAGUGGCAGUGGUGGCGGCGACUACAAUAAACGUGAUCGUUAUGACUCCUACAAUAAUCGUCCUGGCGGUGGUGGUGGAGGAGGAGGAGGUUAUCAUCAUCGAGAUCACAAAGAUCGAGAUAGAGAUCGAAGAUUUGACAAAAGAAGAUACCCACCUUCACAUCCGCCACCACAUGGCGGUUAUGGUAAUCAUCCUUAUCCUAAUUAUGGUUAUGGUAUGCCACCAAAUGGUGUUGGUGGACCACCACCACCGGGUAUGGGUGGUGGUUAUGGUGGUGGUGCUGGCCGCGCUCCUAAUAUUGGUGAUCCACGAUAUAAUCAUUCAGCCGGCGGAGGCGGCGGCGAAUGGUCAAGAGAAUAUCCACCAGAUGCAUAUAGAAGAAGCGGUGGUGGUCCGCCCGGUACCCCAGUUUCUUCAAGUGCUAGCAGUAGUGACCGAAGACCGCCGCCAUCAUCUCAAACAUAA